AUGCCGCGUUGCGACCGCAAGGCUUUUCCUGCCGCGUCAGCUGCUGUGUGGGAAGGUGACAGCUUUUUCUUGAAGCUGAACAUCAAGCUCAGUUUCGAGGUCAUAUUUGAUGGCUUAGUAAUUGGGUCCUUUGGUCGUGUCUACUUAGACAAAAAAAGACAUGUAGAGCUGAAGAUGGAUCAGGCUUUGCUACUCAUCCAUAAUGAACUUCUUGGGGCCAACUUGACUGUCUACUGGAAAUCUGAAUGCUGUUAUCACUGCUUGUUUCAGGUGCUGGUAAACGUUCCUCAGAGUCCAAAAGCCGGGAAGCCUAGCGUUGCAGCCGCCUCUGUCAGCACCCAGCACGGAGCUAUCCUGCAGCUGAACGACACCUUGGAAGAGAAAGAAGUUUGUAGACUGGAAUACAGAUUUGGAGAAUUUGGAAACUAUUCUCUCUUGGUAAAGAAUAUCCAUAAUGGAGUUAGUGAAAUUGCCUGUGACCUGGCUGUGAACGAGGAUCCAGUUGAUAGUAACCUUCCUGUGAGCAUUGCAUUCCUUAUUGGUCUUGCUGUCAUCAUUGUGAUAUCCUUUCUGAGGCUCUUGUUGAGUUUGGAUGACUUUAACAGUUGGAUUUCUAAAGCCAUAAGUUCUCGAGAAACUGAUCGCCUCAUCAAUUCUGAGCUGGGAUCUCCCAGCAGGACAGACCCUCUAGAUGGUGAUGUCCAGCCAGCAGUGUGGCAUCUGUCUGUCCCGCCGCCCCGCCUCCGCAGCGUGGACACCUUCAGAGGGAUUGCUCUCAUACUCAUGGUCUUUGUCAAUUAUGGAGGAGGAAAAUAUUGGUACUUCAAACACGCAAGCUGGAAUGGGCUGACGGUGGCUGACCUCGUGUUCCCGUGGUUUGUAUUUACUGUGGGAUCUUAAAUUUUUCUGUCAAUGACCUCUGUACUGCAAUGAAGAUGUUCAAAAUUCAGAUUGCUGGGGAAGAUUGCAUGGAGGAGUUUCCUGUUAAUCUGCAUAGGAAUUAUCAUUGUGAAUCCCAAUUAUUGCCUUGGUCCAUUGUCUUGGGACAAGGUGCGCAUUCCUGGUGUGCUGCAGCGCUUGGGAGUGACAUACUUUGUAGUUGCUGUGUUGGAGCUCCUCUUUGCUAAACCUGUGCCUGAACAUUGUGCCUCGGAGAGGAGCUGCCUUUCUCUUCGAGACAUCACAUCCAGCUGGCCUCAGUGGCUGCUCAUCCUGGCACUGGAAGGCCUGUGGCUGGGCUUGACAUUCCUCCUGCCAGUCCCUGGGUGCCCUACUGGUUAUCUUGGUCCUGGGGGCAUUGGAGAUUUUGGCAAGUAUCCAGAAUUCACUGGCAGUGCUGCGGUCUGCAUCUGCCACCUGCUGCUGGGAGAAGAUCACCUUUACCAGCACCCAUCUUCUACUGUGCUUUACCACACCGAGGUGGCCUAUGACCCUGAGGGCAUCCUGGGCACCAUCAACUCCAUCGUGAUGGCCUUUUUAGGAGUUCAGGCAGGAAAAAUACUAUUGUAUUACAAGGCUCAGACCAAAGACGUCCUGAUUCGAUUCACUGCUUGGUGUUGUAUUCUUGGGCUCAUUUCUGUUGUUCUGACGAAAGUUUCUGAAAAUGAAGGCUUUAUUCCAGUAAACAAGAACCUCUGGUCCCUUUCGUAUGUCACCACGCUCAGUUCUUUUGCCUUCUUCAUCCUGUUGGUCCUGUAUCCGGUUGUGGAUGUGAAGGGGCUGUGGACAGGAACCCCAUUCUUUUAUCCAGGAAUGAAUUCUAUUCUGGUGUACGUCGGCCACGAGGUGUUUGAGAACUACUUCCCCUUUCAGUGGAAGCUGAAAGACAACCAGUCCCACAAGGAGCACCUGACUCAGAACCUCGUUGCCACUGCCCUCUGGGUGCUCAUUGCCUACAUCCUCUAUAGAAAGAAGAUUUUUUGGAAAAUCUGAUGGUUGCCACUGAGAUGUGCUGCUGGAAGACUCUAGCAGGCCUGCAGGGUGGACUGAAGCGGCCUUCGUUAAAGGGAAGCAUUCACUAGGAAAUCGACUAGCUGUGUGUUUACAGACUCUGGGGGAAGACGCUGAUGUCCUCAAACUGGUUAACUGUGACACGGCUCGCCAGAACUCUGCCUGUCUAUUUGUGACUUACAGAUUUGAAAUGUAAUUGUCUUUUUUCCUCCAUCUUCUGUGGAAAUGGAUGUAUUUGGAACUUCAUUCCAAGGAGAUCAGCUUUAACUUUCCAAAAGGGAAUUGCCGUGGGUGUUUUUCUUCUGUGUUGGGUGAAACAAUCUGAGGUCUGGUUCUUGCUGACCUUAUUUCCCUGCAAACUUCCUUUCCACGCUUAUGCGGACACCAACAUGAAAUGCCGUCACUCCUACUGCGGCUGCUAUGAAGCUUACUGGAUGUGAUGUGUCAUAAUUUAGUCUAUUUUUUUGAUUAAAUGCAGUGUAAUGUUUCCAGAAAGCCAAAGUAAUUUUCUUUUCAGAUAUGCAAGGCUUUGGUGGGUCCAAAAAAUGUCUAUCACAAGCCAUUUUUUCCUUUUCCUCUCUCGAAAAGUUAAAAUAUCUAUGUGUUAUUCCCAUUCCCUCUUGCCUAUGUAUCUGUCUGUCUGUCCGCCAUCUUCCUUCCUCCCCAUCUCUCUGUGCAUCUGGAUGGCAGCCACUGCCCAGGGGAGUGACUUGGGGAGGGCAGGCACUGUCCUUGCUCAUGGGUGCAGCUGAGCCAUCCCUGCUGGGUGAGAUGCUGGGCAAGACCCUUGGCCCGCCUGGGCCUUGGCUUCCUCACUUGUGAAAUGAGCGGGAAGAUGACUUUCAGUUCCCUUCCACCUCUUAGACAUGGUGAGGUGACAGACAUCGAAAGCUUUUCUGAAAUCUUCAGAAGAAACAGUUUCAUUACAGAAAACUCUUCACAAUAAAUAAUAAUGAAAAAUUUAAAAACUCUCAUUGGAGAGAUGACCCUCCACAGUGGAGGCAGUGUUCCUACUUGUCAUCACACAGCUGAAGACAUUGUUUCUCAGGUGUGGAAUCGGGGACGCAGAGACACACGGCACUGUUCAUGGGAGGCAUCGUCACCCUUCUCAGUGUUCUGUGGGAAUUUCCUAUGUGAGGAAAACGUGGCCACAGGGUUGUGCUGUACCCACCCUUCUCCGGCGAGACAGCCCUCGGCCUGUGCCACUGCUUCCAGCCUCGCCACUGCAUGACAGCUUUUGGUCUGUUUCCAGCUCUGCCCUCUGCCCUGAAUUCUCAUCCAGCUUGUACCUGCCUGCUUGACCCCUCCACCUGGAGGCCAGCCAUGUCUCAGACUCAGCCCUACCCUCCUCUCCUCAAAUUCAGAGUGUUUCCUGUUUAGGUUUCCCUGGCUUUGUGAAUGGAUCAUGCGUCUCUAGGUACAAACCUGCCAUCAUCUUUCUGCCUGCCUCACCUCCACCGGAUCUCCCCAGUUCUGUCUCCAUCUUCCACCUGCAACUGCUCUGUUCUCAUGGUCACUGCCGCAUCACUCGAGUCCAGACCCUUGUUAUCAUUUUCAAACUGGCCUCCUUCCCUUGUUCCCCCAUUCUUAAAGCCACUGUCACCAGAUUAAGCUUUCUGCAGCCAGAUCACCUCUCUUUGAGAAACCUCCAUUGAAAUGGAAACGCCAUUGCCUGGCACACAUACUCACAUACUCACCUUCCCGUCUUGAUCCCCAUGCAUCUUUCCAGCCUCCCCUCCCACUCUACUCCCUCCUGCCCCUCCCCUCCCCUCCCCUC
Molecule: messenger RNA, 3727 nt
Organism: Mandrillus leucophaeus (drill)
Lineage: Eukaryota; Metazoa; Chordata; Mammalia; Primates; Cercopithecidae
Gene: HGSNAT
Product: heparan-alpha-glucosaminide N-acetyltransferase
Exons: 19
Biological process (GO): lysosomal transport
Cellular component (GO): lysosomal membrane
Source: RefSeq, a predicted model, not a curated record